Molecule: messenger RNA, 2214 nt
Organism: Caenorhabditis briggsae
Lineage: Eukaryota; Metazoa; Nematoda; Chromadorea; Rhabditida; Rhabditidae
Exons: 7
Coding region: 1-2214 (737 amino acids)
Molecular function (GO): serine-type endopeptidase inhibitor activity
Source: RefSeq, a predicted model, not a curated record
AUGUGUGUUAAAGAAGACAAUGCCAAGUUUGAAUGGUAUUUUGCUAACAAGCAGCUGAAAGACCUGACAAUCGAAUGCAACUCUAUAGAAGCAGCAUUCGGAUCGGAGCUUGUUUGCGAGUGUGGUGCUUUUCCACGAAUCAAUAGCAGAGAAGAUCUGGAGAAGUAUGACCGAAAAGGCGAAUAUAAGGGUGUGCCGAUUGGUGCGAAUAGUUGGUCGGCAAGCUGCAAAUUUUAUAUGGAAUGGGAGAAAGGAUACAGUGCAGUGGUGUUCAGCGCGAACUAUGACCCAAUUAGAUUGACUGGAAAUUACAUCACAUGCACCUAUAACCCGUUGACCAAUUGGCUCCGAUCCUGGUUUGUGAACAGUGUCCGACUGACAAAAGUUCUUCUAAUCCUCAUUUUCUCACCAACAGAUCACAGCUGUUGGGUCCGGCAGCCUAAACCAACAACAUCUUCACCGAUAUCUUCAACACCUCCGCCGAUCCCGAUAGGAGACUGUAAAUGUCCACCUCUCAAAAUGUACAGUAUGAACGAUUUCAUCAGCAACAACGAGGGAGGCAAAUACUUAAAAAAUCAACAGUCUUGGAAUCCAACAAUCAGCGUCGACAAAGAUUUGUGUACAUUCAAUGUUCAAUGUGAUCCGAUUCCAGGUGUUCCAAACUACUACACUGUUGGUUUGAGAAGCAAAAAGGAGCCCGAUUUAUUGAAAGUCACUUCAUGCGAUCUGCCGGCCCAUCAAGGUUCCUUGCACAAUUCCGAGUGUCCCGAUAACUUGUAUCCAAUGCUUCACUCCACGGAUGCUUAUAUCACAACGGGCGGAGCUCGGAAACCUGAAGACGGAUUUUUCGAGGAAUUGAUGUGGGUCAAAGAAAACGACACCAAGUUUGCAUGGUAUUUUGCUAACAAGCAGCUGAACAGUCUAUGGAUCGAAUGCAACUCUCUAGAAGCAGUGUUUGGAGCGGGUUCUAAAUGCGAGUGUGGAGCUUUUCCGCAAAUCAACAACAGAAUUGAUCUAGAGAAUUAUGACCGAAAAGGCGAAUACAAGGAUGUCCAGAUUGAAAACCGUGACUUCUCUACCGUUCAUAAUUUUGAUAUGGCGAAACCGGUCACCAAAGACCAAAAUCUCAUUGCCGAGACCAAAUUUGGCUUGGAUUAUUUGAACACUUUGUCAUCUGGCAAUCAAGAAUCUUUGGUUUUUUCUCCGCUAUCAGUGUCGCUGGCACUAUCUCUGGUACAUUCCGGAGCUAAAGGAGAGUCGAGAGCUGAAAUCGAGAAGGUUCUACUGGGUGGAGCCGAUUCUGAAAGUUUCGUGAAAUACUAUUCAAAUUUGUCAAAAUCUCUAAAAACUGCUGAAAAUGAGACGGAGGUGUGUGUAGCAAAUCGAGUGUUCUUAAGAAACACUGUUCAAAUCAACAAAGAGUACCUUACUGAAAUUGCUGAAAAUUACAAUGCAGGUGCCGAAUCCCUCGAUUUGGAAAACCCAGAAUCCGCGGAAAAAAUCAACGCCUUCAUUCGAGACUCUACUCAUGGAAAACUUGACAACCUGGUUUCAACGGAUUCAAAUUCUGACGCUGUUGCUCUUCUAGUGAAUGCUAUCUACUUCAAAGGGAAGUGGGAUGAAGAAUUCGAGAUGGAUUUGACAUCUCCAAGAGAAUUUACUUUGAAAUCUGGAGAACUUAUGGCAAUCCCGUUUUUAAGAGAGAUGGAAACCGAUCGAUUAUACUCGUCAGAUGAAAAUUUCCAAACACUUGUUUUGAACUACAAGGAUGCAAGUUUCAAAUUUGCGGUUUUCCUACCAAAAGUUCACAAUGGGUUGGCAAAUGCGAUGGAAAAUUUGGAUGCUGACAAAUUCCAGAACUUGCUGAAUAGUGCAGAAAGAACCUAUAUGAAUACUGAAAUCCCAAAAUUCUCCAUUGAAAAAGAGCUGAAUCUAAAAGAAACCCUACAAACUCUAGGCAUUACUGAAAUCCUCUCCGACCAAGCUGACUUAUCUGGAAUCGCUGAAAACAUCAAAAUCUCUGAUGUCACGCAUAAAGCGUUGGUUGAAGUGAAUGAGGAGGGUACCACUGCUGCAGCAGCUACAGUAAUCAAAGCAGUUCCGAUGUGUUUAAGAAUGGAGCAACCCGUCGAGUUCAAGGCGAAUCAUCCGUUUUUAUUCUCUUUGGUUCGAGAUGGACAUCCACUGUUUUUGGGAGUUUUUCAUGGAUUCUAA